This is a messenger RNA of Paramecium sonneborni, 731 nucleotides long. The record is from the annotation of a GenBank genome assembly. Lineage: Eukaryota; Ciliophora; Oligohymenophorea; Peniculida; Parameciidae.
AUGUAUUAAUAAAACAUCUUUGAUGAAAUAAGCCUUAAAAUAAAAUAGAGAAAAUAAACUUUAAGUUAAAUAAGGGAAGUGUUAAUGCAUGAUAAAUAUUUUGAGGAUGCAGUGUCUAUUUCAAAGAAUGUUGAUAUAUUAAUAUCAAGAGGGAAAAUAGAUGUUGAUUUAUUUUUGAAGAAGAUUAUAAUAUUUGGAAUGCUUAUUAGUAUAAAUUAAUGAAAAUAAGAGCUUAAUCACUUGAAAUAAGAAAUAAUUAAGAUAAAAUUAAUGCGAUUAUGGAUUAUUGUAAAAUGUUAAGAGAUGCAAAUUUAAUGAAAUUAACUUAGAAGGAAGAGAUAAAAGCAAUAAUUUAAUAAGGGCUUCCAGAUGUUCGAUUAAAACUCUUAAAUGAUAUGCAAUUAAUAUAUAAUGGAAUGAUAUUUCCUUAAAAUCUUAGUUUUAAGAGUGUUACAAAUAAAAUAUGUCUAAUAAUUGAUAUUAUUUACAAUUCAUUUGCUGGUAAAUAAAUUUAUAAACUUAGAUUCUAUAUAUUUGGGUUCUGAUUUUCUGGAUAAAAUGGAUAAGAGUGAUUAAAUUUUGAAUAAUUUAGUGAUUAAUCCAAUUUAGAAUUAUAUUGAAUAACUUGUGAAUAUACAGUUUGAAGAAGAAACAGUAUGAAUAAUAUAUAUUUUUAGAAACAUUUACUGAGUUUAAAUGGGAUUUGUGUUAACAUUGAUUUAGAUUAGUGA